AUGAUAGAAAAAGUGAAAGCCGGCACACAUCCAGCUCGGAGAUGGGCGUGGUGCGGUACAGCCGCGCUACUAGCGGCCUCUGUGCUGUCAGCGGGCGGCGCAUGCGUGCUAGCCGCAUUGGGAUCGGCUGCGCGGGCGCGUUGCUCCCCCAAACCUCUACUUAUCAGUAAUUCUUUAGCAGUGCUAUUCAGCCUCGGUGCAAUAGCAGUAUGGCUGACGGAAUACUUUCUAAGACUGCAGCACAACGUCAUGUCGGACGAGGACCUGGCCAACACCUGGUCUUCAGACGAUACCGCUGACCUUGGAUUGUCCUUCUGGUGA
Molecule: messenger RNA, 321 nt
Organism: Spodoptera littoralis (African cotton leafworm)
Lineage: Eukaryota; Metazoa; Arthropoda; Insecta; Lepidoptera; Noctuidae
Source: the annotation of a GenBank genome assembly